UCCCCCUGCCUCCCCGCCCCGCACCUCGCCCCGGGGAGACCUGCGGCCGGGGCGGCGGCAGCAGCGGCGGCGGCGACACGGAGGGGGGAGGGGGCUGCCCCGGGCCCGCCCGUCGAUUCGCUCGCGGCUCCCCCACGGCCUGGCCAGGGGGCGGCGUCUGCUGCGCCAGGUUCGCGGGACGCACGUCUCCAGGUCUGCCUGCUCCGGGCGGCGUCAGUAGCAGCGGCGGCGCCCCGGAGCCCCCACCCCGAGCCUUCGCGGCGCCCCCCCCGUCGCUCCCUUCCCCCCGCCGCACCCCACCCGGGCCCGAGAGGAGAGAGCGAGCGAGCCCGAGCCGCGGGCGGGCGAAGCGAGCGAGCGGGUGGGCGGCGAAGAUGGCAGAGACGCCGGCCUCGCCGGCGCCGCUCUCGCCGCUCGAAGUGGAGCUGGACCCGGAGUUCGAGCCCCAGAGCCGGCCGCGCUCCUGUACGUGGCCCCUGCAGAGGCCGGAGCUCCAGGGGAGCCCGGCCAAGCCCUCGGGGGAGGCGGCCGCGGACUCCAUGAUCCCCGAGGAGGAGGACGAUGAAGACGACGAGGACGGCGGCGGCGGCCGAGCGGGCUCGGCCAUGGCGAUCGGCGGCGGCGGCGGCGGCGGGAGCGUCGCGCUGAGCUGCCCCGGGUUGCUCCUGGAGGACUCGGCCCGCCUGCUGGCGCCUGGCGGCCAAGACCCCGGCGCGGGGCCAGCCUCGGCGGCGGGUGCGCUGGGCGGCGGGACACUGACGCCGCUGCAGCCCCAGCAGCCGCUGCCCCCACCGCAGCCGGGGGCGGCGGGGGGCUCGGGGCAGCCGAGGAAAUGCUCGUCGCGGCGGAACGCCUGGGGAAACCUGUCCUACGCCGACCUCAUCACUCGCGCCAUCGAGAGCUCCCCGGACAAACGGCUCACCCUGUCCCAGAUCUACGAGUGGAUGGUCCGCUGCGUGCCCUACUUCAAGGAUAAGGGCGACAGCAACAGCUCCGCCGGCUGGAAGAACUCCAUUCGGCACAACCUGUCUCUGCACAGCCGCUUCAUGCGCGUGCAGAAUGAGGGCACCGGCAAGAGCUCCUGGUGGAUCAUCAACCCCGACGGGGGGAAGAGCGGGAAGGCGCCCCGACGGAGGGCCGUCUCCAUGGACAACAGCAACAAGUACACAAAGAGCCGUGGCCGUGCAGCUAAGAAGAAGGCGGCCUUGCAGACAGCGCCUGAGUCCGCCGACGACAGUCCCUCUCAGCUCGCCAAGUGGCCCGGCAGCCCCACGUCACGCAGCAGCGAUGAGCUGGAUGCGUGGACCGACUUCCGCUCUCGUACCAACUCCAACGCCAGCACAGUCAGUGGCCGCCUUUCGCCCAUCUUGGCGAGCACAGAGUUGGAUGACGUCCAGGACGACGACGCGCCGCUCUCCCCCAUGCUCUACAGCAACUCGGCCAGCCUCUCGCCCUCAGUGAGCAAACCGUGCACCGUGGAGCUGCCGCGGCUCACCGACAUGGCGGGCACCAUGAAUCUGAAUGACGGGCUGGCAGACAACCUCAUGGACGACCUGCUGGACAACAUCACGCUCCCGUCGUCUCAGCCGUCGCCCCCGGGAGGGCUCAUGCAGCGGAGCUCCAGCUUUCCCUACACCGCCAAGGGCUCAGGUCUGGGCUCCCCGACCAGCUCCUUCAACAGCACCGUGUUCGGACCCUCGGCUCUGAAUUCCCUGCGCCAGUCUCCCAUGCAGACCAUCCAAGAGAACAAGCCAGCGACCUUUUCCUCCAUGUCACAUUAUGGCAACCAGACACUCCAGGACCUGCUCACGUCGGACUCCCUCAGCCACAGCGAUGUCAUGAUGACUCAGUCGGACCCCCUGAUGUCUCAGGCCAGCACCGCCGUGUCCGCCCAGAACUCCCGACGCAAUGUGAUGCUUCGCAGUGACCCCAUGAUGUCCUUUGCUGCCCAGCCGAACCAGGGGAGUUUGGUCAAUCAGAACUUGCUCCACCACCAGCACCCGACUCAGGGCGCACUCGGUGGAGGCCGUGCCUUGUCGAAUUCUGUCAGCAACAUGGGCUUGAGCGACUCCAGCAGCCUCGGGUCAGCCAAACACCAGCAGCAGUCUCCUGUCAGCCAGUCUAUGCAAACCCUCUCGGACUCUCUCUCAGGCUCUUCCUUGUACUCCACUAGUGCAAACCUUCCCGUGAUGGGCCAUGAGAGGUUCCCCAGCGAUUUGGACCUGGACAUGUUCAAUGGCAGCUUGGAAUGUGACAUGGAGUCCAUUAUCCGCAGCGAACUCAUGGACGCCGAUGGGUUGGAUUUUAACUUUGAUUCCCUCAUCUCCACACAGAACGUUGUUGGUUUGAACGUGGGGAACUUCUCUGGUGCUAAGCAGGCCUCAUCUCAGAGCUGGGUACCAGGCUGAAGGAUCGCUGAGGAAAGGGGGAAGUGGGCAAAGCAGACCCUCAAACUGACACAAGACCUACAGAGAAAACCCUUUGCCAAAUCUGCUCUCAGCAAGUGGACAGUGAUACCGUUUACAGCUUAACACCUUUGUGACUCCCGCGCCAUUCCCUAGCCCAGCAAAGACUGUUAACGGCCCCUGACCCCGGGUGAAGCACUUAGCCCUGGAACAGAACUUUCUCUAAAGUAUGCAAAACCUUCCUUGUACGGGGUGACGAGCCAGCCACCUGCCCGCGAAGGACCACCACUGUAGAGCAUCCUGCGCGCCCCGUGUCUCCAGGCCUCAGCGGCCCAUGGGAUAUUUUUAAGUGCUGUUCUGUGUUUGUUUUCCUUUGCUUUCUGGAUUUUUCACAUGCAUUAACUUGCAGUAUUCUUCUGUUGAAAUGUUAGCCAUUCUUCCCCUGCAAGUUUUUAAAACCAGAAGGAAAAGGUUGUACCAGUGGCCAUUCUGGCUGGGGGCAUCACACGUGUUUGAGCCCAUAGAACUCUUAUAAAUCAAAACAUCACAUAAGUCAGAGAGGGGGGUUUCGCCUGGGGUUGGGUAGCAAGAAGUCCUUAUCUUAAAAAAAAAAAAAAAUAGAAACAGUGGCACAGUUGUCUGCAUACGCACGCCAGUCCAGGAUGAACCCCACGGAGGGCACUUCCACAGAGCCCAGCACCGUUAACCCGGCCACUUCUCAGUUCUGAGGUGGUGGUUGGGCCUAUGGCCUCCUAUCUAUAUCCUGUUUGGGGUGAGAAGUUAGCACCUUUGGGGGAAAAAAAGCAAUCAGCUCAGCUGUCUACUCAUUGCCAAAUGCCAUGAAAAGAGUUUAGUUUUGGGAGGAAAGGAACAGAAAGAGAAAGGUAGUCCAGUUUUGCUUUACAGAAGACAUGAAUAUCCAGGGAAGGCUCCGCCUGCAGUGAGACGUGUGUGCAAAGUGGAGGGGCUGCCGAGGGCGUCUGGGCCUCCCUGGUCCCCUGACUUCGAGCCCUAGUUGGUCCAGCCUGGCUGCUGGGAGCUGCUGUACCUCCCGGUGCGGCUGAGCGAGAGGCAGCGGCCGCCUGCAGAGAUGUGAUAGGAGCUCAGAUUGGGUGGCCCCUCAUGGGCCGCCUUGGAAGGAUCAGAUAGGGCGGUUUGUUUUCCCGCUUCUCUAGAUUUCGUUUUGUUUUCCCUAAAGUUAUGGUGCUGUCUAGGUGCUUUUCUGUUUAACCUGGAGCAUGAGAUUAGUUCCUCCCCCAACUGUUUUUUCUUUUCCUUUUUAGCAGACAGUGCAGUCGGGGACACCUUCAGUACCUAUGAGACUGGCAUAGCGACACUCGAUUAUUAGCACAGUGUAUGCAUACUUCUCCAAAGUGAUUGAUGAAGACGUUUUUUUUUCCUCUGCAUAAAUAAAAAGCAUUAGGCAGAUAAAUGUAUAAAUAUAUUUUAUCAUGUACAGUACGAAAACAGACCCUCCUGCAUGGGCGUUAGGAACCCUCACCAGUGUCUCAGCCCCGUGCUCCCUGCAUGAGCCUUCGCUGACCCCACAGUGAGCACUGACUCCCUCCCACCAACAGGGACGGGCCACCUGCGCCUCCCCCAGCCCCCGCCUGCGGCAUUUACCACCUGCCACCGGGGCCCCUCAUGCACCCCUGCUUUCCGAUCCUUCUGGGCCCAAGGUGGGUGGCCACCACAGCUCCCAGCGUAGUGAAAGUUCAUUCAGUAUCAUCCUGCGUCUCUGCCCCUUGCCGGGGCCAUGCUAUUUGUGUGACAGCCCCGUUGACUCCACCUCGCCUUUCACCGACUGUAAAUCAUCGUGCAGUUGUGGUUAUGGUAGACCUAUAGCCUGUCGCCUUUUCCAAACAGCUACAAGUUUAUAAACUUCAUUUUUAAAAUAUGUAUGAUUUUUAAAAGAUGUAUUCUCUUCACCACGGUCUGCUUGUCGGCGAGACAAGAUUCUGCUAAGUCUCCCUUGAUCUCCUCUGAGGCAUGCUGUACCCCAGAACUCUCUGUGGUGGUGACCCCACCCCUCACAGCUGCCUCUCAGGGCUCCAGGGAGUGCUGGGGGGACCUGCGGGGUGGGCUUAAGUGCAGAGAAUUGAAGCACAUCUCUUCUGAGCACGGGUCGACGGGUAGACUGGCAGUAACUUCUCACCUUGGCAGUGUUUGAGGUGGCGGGAAUUCCUUUGGGAGUAAGAAAGGGGACCCUCAAAUGUGCUUCCACUUUGAAAUGUGGGGUUCCUGUUAUCUGGUUGACUCCCCACCCCCACACGCAGUAUGUGUUGGAUUUCAGGUAGAAUGUUUUACAGAGUGUUCUAGAACCCGUAUAUGACUUAACCUAAGGCAGCUGAGGGAGGGGCAUAGGGGCUCGGAGGAGCAAGUGGAGAGAGAGAAGGUAAGGCGAGGGGGACGCUUGGGGCAGGGGGGGAUUAUAAUAACACAGGUCUCCCCAGUGUUGGGGGCUGAGUGAGGGCAAAGUAAUGAAUAAGCAUCUGCCCAGAAGGGGGUCGGACAAAAAACUAAACUGUCUGGAUCUGCCACCCCUUCACAGCACUCAGUCCCCAUUAGGGACAGGCUCCCUUGGACUGAGGAGUCACUGCACCCUCCCCCUAGCACCCUUUCUCUUCUGUGUGGUGGAGCUCCCUGAGGUGGGGGCAGCCUGUGCUCUCCUGCCCGGCGCCCCCUGUCCCCUCAUGGAGCACACAGGAGGUGGGGACUGGCGGCUAGAAUGUUUGCAUUACAAAAGAACUGGCCCAAGCUACCCUCUAGCUUCUAAAGAAGCUGCUCUCUGGACACUUUCUCCCCCCUCCCCCCAAGCCCUGCACCCCCUUCUGACAGGAAAUUAGAAAGAAGAGUCACUAAUGUUGAGCAUAUUCCCUGGGCUGAGGCUCUGCUGUUCCCUCCCUCCUGGUUCCAGAACCGGGUACCUUUAACCAAAGUUAGCAAAGAGCUUUAUCACAAGCCCUCACUGGCCUGGUGUGGGACAGCCCCCCGCCCCCCGACCUCCAGCCUAGACCAGCAGACCCUGUUGACUGUGAAUUCCCCCAAGGUCCAUCAGGUCUCCUGUUUCCCGAGACAUCGAGACAUCGUGCGUACAGGGAUGCUGCAUUGUGCGUGGCCCCUGCCCGUCCUGACACAGUGCUUAGCACCAGGAAGUUCAGGCUUGGGGUCCUCCCAGGAUUGGAGGGGCACACAGACUCUGCCUCUGCCCAGGGAGCACCCCCAUACAGAAGGCGACUUGCCUGUCUGGGAAAGACUCUCCAGGGGAAGCAGGAGGCUGCCCAGGCCAGGUCACCUGCUGCCGUUGCUGUCACCCCUCCUCCUUCUGAGAGCAGAAACCAAACCUGACAGCGCUGAGCCCCUUUUCCUGCUGUCUAUGGGGAGCAGUGGAUGAUUAGGUAUACUUUUUUAAAAAAUUAUUCUUUAAGAAGCAAUGUUUUUGGGUUUUUUUUUUUUUCGGUUGUUUUUUCUUUCUGUAGACAUACAAUCACUGGCAAAGAGGUACGAAAAAGCCAGCUCCUUUGGCAAACUGGGGCAGAGAGGCCCACGAGGAAAAGUAAAAUCCUUGUGAAAACCAUGUCUGAGAACAGACUGUUAAAGCAGAUGCCCUAGGCACGGGACCGCUUUGGUUUAUAUUUGGUCUGACUCGUUAGUGGGGAACUUAUUAUGCAGUUUGAGUGAAUGAAAUAAUUUCCCUCUUGUUUAGUUUUAGUUUUCCGUAUUUUUUUUUCCUUUGAUGAAUGAUUGGUUGCAAAGCCUUUGCCACACUCCAGAAAUAUUUGCGUGGCUGCUUGAAAAAAAAAAAAGAAUCUGUGUGACCACCUAUUUCUCUAAAAUUAUCUCAUUGCCUGGCAGUCAGUCUUCGCUCAUAUACUUCUUCUAGCACAUGAUGUACACGUGAAAUAGAAACAAAUAUGAAAGAGGACCAGAAAAAUUAGUUGAUAUUAAAAACAAAGUACCUUGUGCAUUUUGGCUUCACAUGUUGCACAUUUUUUAAGAAAAAAGGUUGCAUGAUGGGAAAAAAGUCUGUAUACAGUAUCUGUAAAACUGUCUUCCCUAUUUCAGUUUCUUGGUCACACCCCAUACAGACUAGAAUUGACAUGGUGCAUGGCCAUAUCCCAACACCGGAGAGGCAAGCACUUAAUCUGUUGGUUUGAAGCACCCCAUCCUUUCUUUCCAAGUGAACACUAUCAUCUUGCAUUCUAACUGAGGAUUUUGUCUAACCAUUUGACUUGCCAUGAAUUAACUCUUCCACCUUUUUUUCCCCUCCAGAUUUAAAACCGGUUUGAGUUGCGCAUCUCCCCCCUUUCCAAAUGAAGUAGAGAUGCAGCCCUUCCUUUCCUAGGUGUUUGUAGAUACUGCCUUGUGUACGCCAUUUAAAACCGUAAUCUAGUUUGUAAAAGCGAUGGUGACGCAUGUAAAUAAAGCAUCAAUGACACUCUA
Molecule: messenger RNA, 6848 nt
Organism: Sorex araneus (European shrew)
Lineage: Eukaryota; Metazoa; Chordata; Mammalia; Eulipotyphla; Soricidae
Gene: FOXO3
Product: forkhead box O3
Exons: 4
Coding region: 375-2408 (677 amino acids)
Biological process (GO): regulation of transcription by RNA polymerase II
Cellular component (GO): mitochondrial matrix; nucleus
Molecular function (GO): DNA-binding transcription factor activity, RNA polymerase II-specific; RNA polymerase II cis-regulatory region sequence-specific DNA binding
Source: RefSeq, a predicted model, not a curated record